GAAGACACACACACACACAGAAAACUAUGCUGAACUCGACAUUGCGGGUGUAAAUAGUUCUAACUCUCAGGGUCUGCUGUCGGCUCUGUGAUCAGUCUUAUUAUUCAAGCAGACUUACCCGUGUUCUGUACUCUCCAGGUCUUUGUGAAAGGUGUGUCCGGUGGGACUGAUUCGCCCUCGCCGAUCGUCACGUCACUCACAAAGGACAUGCCCGGUGCACUGAUGUUGGGACUCUCAAAGUCGUAGUAGGCUCCGAUGGCUGCUUGUAAAUUCCUGGGACAAAGGCAGAAAUCCAGGUUCACCAAGAAUCUGUCCCCAGACAAGAUCAACCUCAGCACGCUGAAGGGGGAGGGGCAGCUGUCCAACCUGGAGCUCGAUGAAGAGGUUCUGCAGAACAUGCUCGACCUGCCUACCUGGCUGGCUGUCACUCGGGUCUACUGCAACAAAGCCGCCAUCAGGAUACAAUGGACAAAGUUGAAAACAAGCCCCAUCUGUCUGUUCUUGGAUAAGGUAGAGGUAGAAAUGAGGACGUGUGAGGAGCCACGUCCACCUAACGGCCCCUCUCCUAUCGCCAUAACAGCCGGCCAGAGCGAGUACGGCUUUGCAGAGAAAGUGGUGGAGGGCAUGUCCGUUAGGAUCAACUCCAUCACCAUCAAGGUGCAGGCUCGUGCCUUCCACGCCUCCUUCGAGCUCUGGCAGCUACAAGGCAACAGCCUCAACCCCAAAUGGCAGCACAGUGACCUCCGCUACACCCGCGUCACCGACCCAAAGAGAGGAGAGGUUUUGACAUUCAAGGAAAUAAACUGGCAGAGUCUAAGAAUCGAGGCGGACGCCAUUGAGAGUAACGACCAGGACCUCGGUAGCACCCCGUUACGUCUCAUCACCAACCAGGGACGCAUUCGCAUCGCUCUGAAACGCAGAAUAAAGGACUGUAACGUGCUGGCAUCCAAGCUGCUUUUCAUCCUGGACGACCUGUUGUGGGUGCUGACGGACUCUCAGCUCAAAGCCAUCAUCCAUUAUGCCAAAUCUCUCAGCGAGGCCAUGGAGAAGUCUACCCAGCAGAGGAAGAGCAGGACUGCUGAGUCCCUUCAGACUGCUCCUCCAUCGCCUGGCUUCCAUAACCUUUGGACAGAGACCCCACCCGCCCCCACUGGCACCCCCAGCAACAUGAGUCAAUUCUUUGAUCUCUAUGAUGUCAAGGAGUCUUCUUACCACACCUUCAUAUCCCGUUUGGACUUGCAUAUAUGCAGCGACAGUUCUUCACUGGAUGAGGAUGAGGCUCCCCCACCGGGCUUGCAAGGUGCCAUGCAGCUGACGUUCAGGAAGCUGGGUUUUGACUACUAUCCCGUCCACAGACCUGCUGAUGGAUGUCGACACUGGGAACGCCACAGUGGAGCCAUGGAGGCUCAGGCCCAGUGGGCGGGGAAACUGCUGCAGGAGUACCAAAGGAGAGCAGAGGCGUCUGGGUUCCCUGGGCCACGCGCUGAGGGGCCCCAGUCAACCAAGGGCUCCUCUGCAAAGACAGGUCAAGAUGGACAGUCUAGUCCCAAGUCGAGCCCCUCUGACAGCGAGCAGGCGUCCAGCAGGAACUCUGGCACAGCUCCCUCAGGGUCGUCACUGAAGAGGCUGCGAUCCAGCUGCGUGGUGGUCAGGAUGGAUGACGUGGACAUUCACCAGGUGUCUACAAGAGGCCGGCAAAACAAGAAGACCCGGUCUUUAUUAUCCUGCAACCGCAAAGCUCUGCGUUUGCCAGACAACGUUCCAGCAAUUCAUCUGCAGUUCACUGAAUACUACUUUCCUGACAACCCAGGUUUUUCAGUACCCACGUCCAACCUGUAUGCCCAGCUGAACAGCCUCCAGCUCUGUGUAGACCCAGCCAGCGUUCUGUGGAUCAAUCUGUUUUCCAGAGGUCUGCUGCACACCCUGGACCAGGUCAAAGCUUUCUACCAUUUACAAGACAGCAGCAGGGCUGAAGAGCAUGUAGACGUCCGCAUGGAUGCCACUCAGCUCAAGUUGAUAAUCCCCUUGGAUUCUUCCAUAUUGGACCAUCCGGAGCGGCCACAGUCGCUCUCUGUUACUGUACCCCAGAUGGUUCUCAGUAACACUCGCCUCUGCCCCCAUGGCUCCAGAGCUGACCUCAACAACACCUACACCAAGUUCACCAGCUGCCCUUUCUUCCAGCACACACCUCCCUGCCCUUACCCCAGAGACCAGAGUGCCUUCCACCCCAUCCCAUCCAUCUUCCUCCAGCACUCUCAGGAGACCGAGCCCCAACCUCUGGACAGAAAGCAGCUGCGAUCCCAGGACGUCUGGUCUCUCAGUCUGUCCCGUGUGACCCUGGGUUUUGAUGGAGCUCGGCGAUUCCCCAAAGGCGGAAGCCAACCUUUUGUUGAGCCCUUCGCCAUGUCUGCGUGGAUGUGUCAGCCCUCUGCCUUUAAAAACGGAUCAUCGUCUUCCUCCUCCAGUCCCAGCAGAGACCACCAGCCUUCCUCAGAGCAGGAAGAGGCUUCUCUUGCCUCUUUCCACUUCUUGGCCCACACCAUCACUCCAGUGAAGAUGUGGCUCAACCACUACCAGUAUGUAGCCCUGCUGAGGAUGAAGGAUGCCAUGGCUCGGUUGGGGGCGGAGUUGGGCCGGGAUCUACGAGAUGUUAAGCAGGCUCAUGGUAAGAAGACAAAACCUGCUACAGUUUGUCUUGCCCUCCUGGUGGACUCUGCAGAACUGGGUCUCCUGUUGCCACCAGUGUGCACAGAGCCUGAGGAAGAGGUCCCCCACACCCCAGAGACAGACAGCCCCAGCAUAACAGACUCUGACAUCUCCCCCACUCAUCAUUCUGCAGUGCUGGAGGACAGCGCGUUAGAAAACGGCAUCUCCUCGCUCAAUACUGCCUCUGCGAAUGAUCAGGAUGAACAGGAUUUGGUGGUGGAGGAGGCAUGCGAGGCUGUGGAGGAGGGCUUGGAGGGGGAUGGUUUGACAACACAGCAGGACACCACUGUCCUCUCUCCUCCACUCUCACCUGGACACUCCCCCGUACUCUCCCGCGAAAUGUCCAACUUCAGCCUGGAGGGAGAGCUGUCCAGCGCCAUCAACGUCACCAAGGAUGCAACCAAAGAUGCCAUCAGUGCUUCGCUGGACCUGACCAAAGGGGCGUUUUCAAUAACAAAGGACGCCUUUAGCAUGCUGAGUCGUGGCUCGGGCAUGAGCAAAUUGUUCAGUACGCAGGCAAAGGAACAGGUCCAGCGUUCAGAAGACGCCUCCCCCUCUCUGGCUGCCAGCCUGCGCCGCCAAUCCAUGAAGCAGUCGCCUUCCCAGCAUUCCUUUGAUAGCGCUAUCUUGGAUGGCAGCCUGCCUGACGAAAAUCUCUCUGUGGAUAGCGAUAUCAGUGACAAUUUUGUUGUCCUCAUGGACUCGGAGUCGGGCAUGGAGUCCAUGCGUGCCAACAACACUCCUGCAGGCACCCGAGGCAGCCCAGCCUCUGGUGCAGAGGGAGGUUCAUCAGCGGACCUCAGCAGCUCUCUGUCCCAAAGUAUUGAGGACAUGUCUCAGGAUAUGUCCUCAGUGUUGCUGCUGAUCCUGAGUGGAACAGCUUGCACCAUGGACGUCAAGGGAGAAGAUCAAGUUGUGGCUGUAGAAGCUCAGAAUCUGAGCCCUGUGCAGAUGGGCAAUAUCAGGGUAUCAGACCUGCUGGCUGGCCUCAUACAGGCUCCAGGCGGACCAGUCCCGAAGCAGCAUGGACAGGGUAUCAGGGGCUCUCCAGUCGUGUGCAUGCGAGCAGAAAUGGGUCCGUCUGCUGCCCGACACUCUGCUGUGGCUGAGUCUUCUGGCUUUUUGGACAUAAGAGUGCAAGACUGCCAGGCACAGUUGUUGACCUCCACCGUGACCAACAUUGGUCCUUUUCUGGAGGACGAGUUUAGUGCUGAUGGUCAGCCAAUGAAGAUACACAUAAGCAACAUCACCAUCACUAUGAAGGAUGAUAGCCCUAAAAUCUACCCCACGGCCCCUCAACCUGUCCCAGCCUCGUUCAUUGUAGAUCAGCUGCUCCUCGAGCGCGGUGACGAUGGCAUCAUGAGGCUUAGAGCUGAAGGUACAGACCCCCCUAAAGCCUCAGCAGGUGAUCCUGAGGCUGGCCCGAACAACCCAAACCGUUCCUGCUCUGUUCAACAGCAGCACGAGAGACAAACCCUGGACUCGCAGCUCUCUGAUGCCCAGGCUGCUCUCACCCAGGCCCUCAGUGACAGAGAGCGCCUCCUUCUGGAAGUCAGGAAGCAUGACCCCACGUUCGCUCUCUGAGCCUCUCUGUCUUUCACCCGUGACCCUGCUUCAACACUGCUCCUGCUGGGGAAUGGUGAUGGGAGGUACCGGGCUGAAUGUCAGGAACCAGCAAGACUCAAUAAAAGCAGGUCUGGACAUUGGACAUGUUCGAAAAAGAAGAUGGAUCCAAGUUGAGGCUUUGGAUCGCCUCCUACUAUAUCACACUGUUAAUAACAUUACAUAAGAUCCCCUAUAGCAAUUAUUAAAAGUAGAACCGAGUGAAUUAACUUACAUUUACAUUAUGGUACUACUUUCUAUCUGGCAGUCUAGAUAUCCCUCACUGCUGUAACACAAAUUAUCCUGAUUAUUUCUGGACAGUUAACUCAUUGCGUGGUUUCAGUGUGUGUCAUGCAGCAUGCAAGGUUUAAUAUCAUGGAGCUGUAAUUCUCUCCGGUUCAUUAUUCGUGUUACGGAACUGAGCACAUGCCAAAAACCUCCUCUUCACAUGCACUGACACUGCCAGACAGCUGCUUAGUCCGUCAGCCGCUCCCUCUACACAACGUAACUGUAUGUCCAGCAUGCUUCGUGAACACGUAGCACAUUUACAGAUAGACAAGUCAUGAAGCUAGAUAGACAAGUCAUGAAGCUGAAUAGACUUAAUAAGGUAGAUUACUUCCGUUAGGUGUGUGUGUGUUCCUUUUCAUUUGAAAGUAUUAUAACAAUAUUAUCGGCUGUUACUUGUUGAAAAUGUGUAGGGAAAACGAUGCACUUUUUAAAAAUUAUUGUAAAGGAAGCAGAACUACACUGCUUUCACUGAGAGACGGAUGCAUCUCAUUUCCACCGUGGUUGCUUUAUCACCAGGGUGGAAUGGUUACUUAUCAAGUUCUCACUGUUCUCAAUAAGCGGGUUGAAACAUUCCCCGGUGUUCUCCGUCUUUGAGUGGUGAAACGUUGAUCGUGCUUCAUUUGUACUGUGGAACAAUGUGCUCUGUGGUCAAACAUCCACUCGAGAUGGGCCCGUCUUUGGAUCGCUCCCUCAGUGGGGGAGAUUAGUGUGCACAGUAGCUCCAGUGUUGAAAAUGGAGUUAGUCUUUUCACUCUAACUCUCUGGUUGAAGGAGGUAUGGGAUCAUACCGCCUACCAGAGUUAUGAUACUUGAUCUCCUUAAAAUGUUGUUAUGUGGUUUGCCUGGACACAUCUCAGACUGCUAGUGUUAUUACCUCUGUGCACAUCUGUCAUGUAUAAUAUAGUGGUCAUGCACUGACGUGUGUAUUUAUUCAGAUUUGUCAAAGUGUGUUUUUUGUUGUUGUUAGACUAAAGUUACUUUACGGUGUACUGAAGCCAUAUCAAUCAAAGGAAAUGGCAUUUUAAAGCGGUGGUACUGACUGAUGCACACAGUGUGUCGUGUAAAUUACUAAAUUCACUACAGAAACUGACAUUUUUCAGUGGGUUUAAUCCUGAUCUGCUGCAGAUUUGAUCUAUCGGACCAUUUGCCAGUUAAAAUUUCACUUUCUUUUUUCCAUACAUAAAUCUGUUAUAUGCAUGGAUUCCAACGAUGGAUUUGUUCCUCAAAAAGACUGAACAGUAUAACAUUCAUUGUACCAAUACUUUAGGGAAACAGCCCAGUCGGCUACAUUUUACAUACAAAUGUUCUCAUCUUGUUACAUCUGUGGUUUACAAUGGUGCCUGUGGAGGUAUGCUUAUCUUUCAUUAUUGUCCCAUUGUGUGCUCGGGAGACCCCUGGUGGCUGAACAUGCCAGAGCAUUUGAUAUUUUAAACAUCUUUUCUUUCUCAUCUCUGGCUGCCUUGCAAGCUAUGAAUGACAGAUUUUCAUUCGUACAGAGGAAUGUCAAAUAUUUAAGCAAUAGAAAGACAGUUUUGGUUUAACCAAGAACAGUAACACUACACAUCUUUGAUGUGGAAUUCUUCAGUGUUCAAGAUGACUAAUGUCAAAGAAAAGUGAUUUACCUGUCGACCAAGUUUUAGUGUUUCUGUGUACUUAACCUACCUAACUACCAGUGUAAGAAUGCAGAUACUGCCCUUUAACCUCAGUAGAACUUCGAGAUGUGAUUUCAGCUUUUGAUGUUUUUGUUUUUGCAUGGCCUUAGUAGACAAAAAUACAGCUGUACGAAGUUAGCCUUCCCAUGCUGGAUGCAACAUGUAGCUGUAAACCCAGUUUAUAUCCACCCUCUCCUCCGUCAGGCCUCACUGUGAAGUAGCAUCCCUGCUGACAAACUGGUGCUGAGUUCCAUCUGCUCAUAGACAUGCGAAAAGGAAGAGAUGGACGGAGAGUGAAGCGAGACUAACUUCAACCCAGGCAAAGUGUUGCCACUGAAAGCAGGUGCAUGUCCUGAGGCAAUGUUGCGUACUUUGCCUUGUGAAUUACUUGCACUUGUGUGAUAAGUUCACUGGAUUUUGCACUCGUUUUGAUGUAAAUCAGUAUUUUUGUCAGUUGUGUAGUUAUUUUGUAUCGUCUUUAUCACUUCGUUGAGACUAAUAUAAAAUUGGUUCUGUGAACCAAAGCUAGUAUGUGGGAACUAUUUUGAAAGAAUAAAUGAUUAAUUGAACACAUUUCAGUUGUGCCUUUGUUUUUAAUAGAAAAUGCAUGUUUCCGUGUAACAAAUACAUUUCUAAGGCAUCCACGUUGUUUGUCAUAAAAUAUACAGCAAGUUAUGCGUUCAAGU
Molecule: messenger RNA, 6934 nt
Organism: Anarrhichthys ocellatus (wolf-eel)
Lineage: Eukaryota; Metazoa; Chordata; Actinopteri; Perciformes; Anarhichadidae
Gene: bltp3a
Product: bridge-like lipid transfer protein family member 3A
Exons: 21
Coding region: 256-4290 (1344 amino acids)
Source: RefSeq, a predicted model, not a curated record